GUAUAAAGUAAAGUAAUUCUAAGAAACACCAAACAACGGAAAACGACGAGUAGUUUUGAUGUCAACAAACGCACAGAAAAUGGAUAAGAGAGCCGCACAAAAACUCGCACAAACACACAACUCUACAAAAAGUCGCACCGCCGAACUGCCAAAUGCUAGUAGCGCACGAAAUGGUGGCUUCUGUGGCGCGCUACAACGAGCGCCACCACCCAUGCCACCGGGUUUGGCGCGACGACUUGCGAACAAGGAAAACUAUGGUAUCGGCAAGGUUAAAGUCAUGUUGCGUGUCUCGGAUGCAUACACCGACACCGAACAGACACAUUUCAUGGCGGUCGAUAAGAAGAAACGUCAAGUGACGCUGACAGAUCCGUCGGCGGCGAGCGCGGUUGCCGCGUCAACGUCACAGGAGCGUGGACCUAUGGUGGCAGCGCCGAAAAUGUUCGCUUUCGAUAGCCUCUUCACGGCGGACGAUCAACAGUCCGAUGUCUGUGCUUCCGCCUUGUCUGAGGUGAUACCCGCCGUGUUGGAAGGUUCAGACGGUUGUCUACUUACGAUUGGUUAUCCGAACUCUGGUCAACCGAAGACCAUGCUGGGUGGCGGCAAUCCGCCCACGGAAUUAGGUGCUAUCCCCUGCGCCAUCUCAUGGCUGUACAAGGGCAUUAAUGAGCGUCGCCAGAAGAGUGGCGCACGUUUUUCAGUGCGCGUCAGUGCGUUGGGUGUCAGCGCUACGAAGCCGGAUUCGAGUUCGAAGGAUUUGUUGGCGGCGCAUGCGACUGAAUCCGAUGACUCUCCCGGCGUGUACUUACGUGACGACUUUCUUGGCGGACCCACCGAGCUGCGUGCACCCACCGCCGAACGUGCCGCUUUGUUCCUAGACGCAGCCCUCGCCGGACGACCACAAGGUGGCCUCGAGCCAGCCAUGAUAUUCACACUGCACGUCUACCAAUACAGCUUGUCUCGCAAAGGCGGAGUGGCCGGCGGACGUAGUCGUUUACAUCUCAUCGAUUUGGGCGGUUGUGCGAACCGCAACGGUGGACUACCACUCUCCGGCAUUGGCAACAUACUAUUGGCGAUAUUGAGUGGACAGAGGCAUCCGCCGAAUAAGGACCAUCCAUUGACGCCGCUGUUGAAAGAUUGUCUGGCGCCGUUGACGUGUCAUGUCGCCAUAAUGGCGCACGUGAUGCAUACGCAGUCACACACGGAUGCCCUCACGACGAUACAAUUAGCUUCACGCAUCCAUCGCAUGCGUCGACGUAAACAUCGCUUCCCGAUGCCAAGUGACAAGACCGGCGUGGGAGGACUGGCGGCGGGUGUUAAUGGAGGCCACCAAUCAACUGGCUCAUCGGCUGGUUCUGGCGCAGAUCCCUCCAGCUCGGAGCUGUCUGCUGACACUGUCAUCUACAUGGGUCCGAGUGAUGAUGCGACGGAUGGCGAACAUCCGCCUGUGUACUUGCCUUCGCUUAGCAGUGGCGACAAUCGUUGUGUGAUGAGUAAAGCGCUAAAGGGUAUUGGAUUGGAAAAGCAGCAACAAUCACCAGCGAAAAGUGCUGCGGGCACACUGAAAAAGACGGCUGUACAGAAAGUCCCACAAAGUCCCACCAUUAAUGCGUCGAGUCGCACAGGCAGUCUGAAACGCGGUCACGUUAACAGUCCCACACCAGCGCAACAACAGCAGAUGCCUCAGCCGACGCCAGCUAACAGCGACCAACAGCAACAACAGUUUUUUUCGCCUGUACACAGCGUUAAAUCGCUCUCACAUUCAGCCUCGUCAUCGAAAAUUGUGGCUGGCAGUCUGCGACACCCCGGCAUGGCUGGUGUGAUGUGUUCAAAAGGCUCAAAUGUGCCAUCGCCUAAGGGCUCGCCACUACGACGACCCGGCGUUGGUGCUGGAGGUACUAGUGCUGCCGCCUCCGCUGAUUUACACGACUGUCCCGGCAGUCCGAUGCGCAAAAUAAGCGAAGAGCAAUGGAUUGACGGGCCGCGUGUAUCGCGCGCAAAGGUAGCCGAAGCGCGUCACUUGAUGCGUGAGGUAAAUCAUGUGAAACAAUGUGAGACAUGGAUUGACGGUCCCAAAUCACAGUCGGCACGCUCGCUGACCGCCGGCAAUUUGCCCACAGCGCCGUCGCAGGUGCAAGGCUACGGCUUCAUGGAUUCGCACAAGAAAUCGAUGAUACGACAGUGGGUAGAGAAUCAGACAUCGCAGGUCUUCCAAACCACUUCGGCGGCGUCGUCGCCUACACACGGCGCCGGCACAGCCGCCCAUCGCGACCAACAAGCGCAGCAUUUGCGCAACAUCACCUACCACAUGUCGCAGUUGAAGCAGAAGUCUCUGGAUGCACCGGAAGAUUUGUACGCGACGAGCACAAGACAAUUACAGCAUCAACAACACAAUACACAACAACAUGCCUCACAACAACAAUUACACAUACAGCAACAAUCCACGCUAGCCAUGGAUCAGCAAUUCUUGCUGUGCGCCAGCGAGGCGGAGUUGGCACAAGCCAUUGCCAUGGGUCUCUCCACAGCCGUGAGCACAACGAACGCCUCAGCGCCAGCGGAGAUACGUGGCUCUAAGCCGUUGUACCAUCAACGCCAGUCCAGCGCCACCGGUUCGCUUGGACUUGCACAGACAACAACAAAAGAUGAGACUGAUUUACAUUCAACGCAUUCGCAUAUCGGCUACGGCACCAUUUCACAGCAACUACUCAACCUCGGCACUUCGGCAGCGUCGGAGCAUGGUGUUGGCGUGAGUGGACAUCAUAGCGAUCGGCAAGCAGAGUGUGAUGAAGACCAGGAUAGUGGUCCAUCGGAGGUGCCACCAGCGUUGCCGCUCAUAGAGCCGUUGGGUUCACGUGAAGUUUCACACGAAAGUCUGCAUCGCAUAUUGUCGAGACAUGUGUCACGCGAAUCCUUGUAUCAGCAACAACAACAUCAACAGCAACAGCAGCAGCGAGAACAGCAACUAGAGCUGCAACACAAUGCACCCUCAAGGCAGUCAUCGCAUCACUACUCCCAGCACAGCAUGGGCAUGUCCGAUUGUGGACUGCAGGUAACAGAGGAGGAGAUAGCGCGCACAAUGGGCGGCGAACAUCCACUGGCGGCACUCAGUCACGUUGACAAUAUGUCCAUUGUGUCCAGCUUCAACAUGGCCGGCGAUGCGUUCAGCGACUGUGCGAUGGGUGAAAGAACGAGAAACCAAUUCGAUCAAUUAGCGCGUUUACGUGAGAUUUUCACCUCACAGCUGGCCAUGGCCGAAGUGACGCCGGUCUUUCGUAGCGGCUGUGACGUUGGCAGCGUGUAUAGUGAGCCGGCAUAUCGCUUCAACACGGGUCCGGGCAGUGUGUGUAGCGAACCGCCGUAUAGGCCACCAAGUCCGAGACAACCCUCACGCAGCCCCAGCCAAGGUAGUCUACCUAGUUUGAAUGGCAUCAUGCAAAUAGCCGGCAUGGAGCAAUAUGCUUCCUUGCGUCAUCCCGACGGUGCUUCCGAUCCGAAUUUGCCAAAAUUGGAGAAACCUUUUGUACUCGAACAUGAAGAUAUCUGCGAAGUAGAUGAAAAAUCCGCAUUACUCUCACCCUCAAAACGACCGUCAUUGGAAAAGGAACACCUACCUGGCGUAGGUGGCGCUGCAAUGCCAUCGACGUCACAAACUCAAUUACCAUUGUUGCCAUUGAACACGAACACAUGUGAAGCUUACGACAGCGGUCACGAUUCAUCAACACCGCGCACUUCAAAACAUUCAGGUAUCUCGCGACGUGCUGAGAGCGGUUAUCACAGCGUGGCGACAGCGAGAGAUAGUGAUGAGAGCAGCUUUACCUCGGGUCUCUCAAAAGAGCAUCACAAUCGCAUAACAAUGGUGAAAAAGAAGCGACAGGACAAGGGGCUGUGUAAUUGGCUGAUGAAUCCAUUCACUUGCACCUAUCCGGAGACCGAAGGUGAGAUUAGCGACUUUUAAAGUGUUAAGCGAAUGAGAGCAAGAAAUAGAGACGAGAGCGGUACUCGAAUUUAUAAUACAUAUGAUAACGGUUAGCGAAGCAGCGCAGCAAAAAGUUGUGGCAAAAAAAUGAGAAUUAGUAAGUAAAAAAAUAAA
Messenger RNA from Ceratitis capitata (Mediterranean fruit fly), 4087 nucleotides. RefSeq names its product kinesin-like protein CG14535. The coding region runs from base 59 to 3952 and encodes 1297 amino acids. Gene Ontology annotation, molecular function: microtubule motor activity; microtubule binding; ATP binding. Lineage: Eukaryota; Metazoa; Arthropoda; Insecta; Diptera; Tephritidae. The transcript is spliced from 13 exons. Gene Ontology annotation, biological process: microtubule-based movement. The record is from RefSeq and is a predicted model, not a curated record.